UCCUAGCAAAGCGCUUGCUGUUGUAGUAACCAGGCGCCCUGAUUACUUUACUGCGGCGCUCGGAUUCGGAGGGAGCAUUUGCGGUCGUCUCUGUCCACCUCAUCUCAUCUAGCCCUCCCUCCUCCUCCUCUCUCUCUCUCUCUCUCUCUCUCUCUCUCUCUCUCUAUCUCUGUCUGCCUUGCUCUACCUCCCCCUCUCUCUCUUGCCCGCUCCAUCUCACUCACUCUCUGGCCAGAGGACGUGCGGCUACCAGGCAGCGUCUCCAGUGUUCUGCGUCAGGAGGACACGGCCGGCUCCUCACGCUCUGCCUCUGCAUGACUGUCACAAAGAUGUCAUGGCGUCCAACAUAUCGAAGCUCCAAGUUUCGAAAUGUGUACGGCAAGGUCGGCAACCGGGAGCACUGUUUCGACGGCAUUCCCAUCACCAAGAAUGUCCAUGACAACCACUUCUGUGCCGUCAACGCCAAGUUCCUCGCUAUCGUCACAGAGAGCGCGGGAGGGGGAUCCUUCCUGGUCAUCCCUGUCACCCAGUCGGGCCGGCUGGACCCCCACUACCCCAAGGUGUGUGGUCACCAGGGCAACGUACUGGACAUCAAAUGGAAUCCCUUCAUUGAAAACAUCAUCGCCUCCUGCUCGGAGGACUCCUCUGUGCGGAUCUGGGAGAUCCCGGAGGGGGGGCUGAAGCGGAACAUGACGGAGGCCGUGCUGGAGCUGUACGGACACAGCCGCAGGGUGGGGCUCAUCGAGUGGCACCCCACCACCAGCGGCAUCCUCUUCAGCGCCGGCUAUGACUAUAAGAUUCUGAUCUGGAACCUGGAGAUCGGCGAGCCCGUGAAGAUGAUCGACUGCCACACGGACGUCAUCCUCUGCAUGUCCUUCAACACGGAUGGCAGCCUGCUGGCCACCAGCUGCAAGGACAAGAAGCUGCGUGUGAUUGAGCCGCGGUCUGGGCGGGUGCUGCAGGAGGCAAACUGCAAGAACCACAAGGUGAACAGAGUUGUGUUCCUCGGCAACAUGAAACGACUCCUGACCACAGGCGUGUCCCGUUGGAACACGAGACAGGUGGCCCUGUGGGACCAGGAGGACCUGUCCAUGCCCAUCAUCGAGGAGGAGAUAGAUGGCCUUUCCGGACUUCUCUUUCCCUUCUACGACCCCGACACACACAUGCUCUACCUGGCCGGCAAGGGAGACGGGAACAUUCGAUACUAUGAGAUAAGCACUGAGAAGCCCUACCUCCAUUAUCUCAUGGAGUUCCGGUCACCGGCACCACAGAAAGGCCUUGGUGUGAUGCCAAAACAUGGGCUGGAUGUGGGGGCCUGUGAAGUCUUCCGAUUCUACAAGCUGGUGACACUGAAAGGUCUCAUUGAGCCUAUUUCCAUGAUCGUCCCGAGGAGGUCGGAGACGUACCAGGAAGAUAUCUACCCCAUGACAGCAGGGACAGAACCCGCCCUCACAGCCGACGAGUGGCUCAGCGGGAUCGACCGAGAUCCAGUGCUCAUGUCCCUGAAGGAGGGAUAUCGGAGAUCCAGCCAGCUGGUUUUCAAGGCUCCCGUGAAGGAAAAGAAGAGUGUGGUGGUCAAUGGCAUCGACCUGCUGGAGAACGUGCCACCCAGGACAGAGAAUGAGCUCCUGCGGAUGUUCUUCAGGCAGCAGGACGAGCUGCGGCGCCUCAAGGACGAGCUGCUACAGAAGGACGUUAAAAUCCGCCAGCUGGAGCUCGAGCUCAACAAUCUGAGGAACAGCCCCUGCAACAAGUGACCCCCGACUCCCGUCCAUCUCCCCAGCCCACCCGUGUCCUCCUCACCGCCCCCCCCAGAACAUCUUGCCGGGUGCCCGGCAUCGCCGAGGCUGAAUGCGCGCACCUCCACUCCAGCACCCCCACGCUCAGUGCAGGCACGGCCAAGUCCACGUCCUAAACAACCAAGGCUUUGAAAGACUCCCUGUCCUCUGGCCCGGCUCCCGGCUCCCGGAUCCCGGCUCCUAGCUAGCCAGCUAGCCAGAAGAGCCUAAACUGAAUGGGUGGGUCUCCCUUUGUGGAGGCUGCCUUUAGUUUGACUGGGUGAGCAAGAGAAUGUUGGUUUUCAGUGUGGCAAUUAAACUCAGCAAACUCCUCUCCCCUUUUCUCGUGAAUGUACAGGACAGACUGCAAAAGCUACCAAUGGCUCCGACUUUCUAAGUGCUCAGGCUAAGGCCUGAAACAGCCCGAUGGGCUUAGAAUCUGAUAACAUCCAUUUGUCUUUUUUUAUUAUUUAUUCAAUUGUAUUUUUAAUCACUCUUCCUACUAUCUCCUGUUUACCGUACAUUUGUAGGGUUAUUAACCACUUUGACUGGAUCACAGAAGAGGCAUUUGUCGUAACAAAAUAAUAUUUCUGUAUAAAAAGAUGGACUUGAGCUUGAUGGUAAAGGGCUGUCAGCACUAGCGGGUUCCAGCGGGCGUGCGAACGCAGCGGCAGGCGUGCGAACGCAGCGGCAGGUGAGACACAUGGAUGGUCGGUCGAGCUGCAGGAAGAGCAGUGCUAUUGCGCAAUUGAAGAACCUGAAGUUUCAGUUUGAAAUAAUAAUGAUUAAUGUGUUUAAAGGGAUAUAACUGUAACCGGUGUAAGUUGCUUUGGAUAAAACAUCUGCUAAAUAGCAAUAGUAGUAAUAAUAAUGAUACUUCCAAGGUCAUAAAAACUGCAUUCUAUGACA
Molecule: messenger RNA, 2687 nt
Organism: Brienomyrus brachyistius
Lineage: Eukaryota; Metazoa; Chordata; Actinopteri; Osteoglossiformes; Mormyridae
Product: coronin-2B
Exons: 12
Coding region: 315-1757 (480 amino acids)
Biological process (GO): actin filament organization
Molecular function (GO): actin filament binding
Source: RefSeq, a predicted model, not a curated record